GAUGGAGGGAGCGGCUGCUCUGCAACCUGAGUUGUAACAAUCACUGUCUGUUGGCCAUUGUUGCUGCUCCCCACCCCUGGGAGUGGCAGAUGCUGUGCCCAAGGCCUAGUGUGCGGAUGGCUUGGUUGGGAAACCUGUGUGUGGGAGCCUCAGCACCGCAUCCAGGCAGUGGGACCCUGUUAUCUCCGGGAAUCUGAGCCUCACUGGCCACACCUGGAAAACAGCGGACCCCAUAAUCUGCUGUGAUUGCAAAGCUACUCCUAACUGGCUGUGUGACCUUGGGUCCGAUCCGUACUGGGUGCAAUGAAAGCUCCACGCAGGCCUUACCAUGGAAGGCUGUGACUCGCCCGUCGUCUCGGGGAAGGACAAUGGGUGCGGUAUCCCUCAGCACCGGCAAUGGACUGAACUCAACAGCACCCACCUCCCCGACAAACCCAGUAGCAUGGAGCAGCCCACUGGCGAGAGCCACGGGCCCCUGGACGGCCUGAGGGCCCCCUUCAAUGAGCGCCUGGCGGAGAGCAGCGCGCCCUCGGCCGGGCCCCCCGCCGAGCCCGCCAGCAAGGAGGUCAGCUGCAACGAGUGCUCGGCCUCCUUCGCCAGCCUGCAGACCUACAUGGAGCACCACUGCCCCGGCGCGCGCCCCCCGCCGGCCCCGCGAGAGGAGAGCGCCAGCGACACCAGUGAGGAGGGCGAGGAGGAGAGCGACGUGGAGAACCUGGCUGGCGAGAUCGUCUACCAGCCCGACGGCUCCGCGUACAUCGUGGAGAGCCUGAGCCAGCUGACCCAGGGCGGGGGCGCGUGUGGCAGCGGCAGCGGGCCCCUCCCCUCGCUCUUCCUGAACUCGCUCCCCGGGGCGGGGGGCAAGCAGGGGGACCCUUCGUGUGCUGCACCCGUCUACCCGCAGAUCAUCAACACUUUCCACAUAGCCUCAUCCUUCGGGAAAUGGUUUGAGGGCUCAGACCAGGCGUUCCCGAAUACCUCAGCCCUGGCGGGGCUCAGCCCCGUCCUGCACAGCUUCCGCGUUUUUGACGUGCGACACAAAAGCAACAAGGAUUACCUGAACAGCGACGGUUCUGCCAAAAGCUCCUGUGUAUCCAAAGAUGUUCCCAACAAUGUGGACCUGUCCAAAUUCGAUGGCUUUGUGCUCUACGGCAAGAGGAAGCCCAUCCUGAUGUGUUUCUUGUGCAAACUCUCCUUCGGGUACGUCCGUUCGUUUGUGACCCACGCGGUACACGACCAUCGAAUGACCCUGAGUGAAGACGAGCGGAAAAUUCUUAGCAAUAAGAACAUCUCCGCUAUCAUCCAAGGGAUUGGCAAAGACAAAGAACCCCUUGUAAGUUUUCUGGAACCAAAAAACAAAAACUUUCAACACCCUUUAGUUUCCACAGCUAACCUCAUAGGCCCCGGACACAGUUUUUAUGGUAAAUUUAGUGGCAUUCGAAUGGAAGGGGAGGAGGCUCUCCCAGCUGGCCCUGCCGCUGGCCCUGAGCAGCCCCAGGCUGGUCUCUUGGCCCCCAGCACCCUCUUGAACCUUGGCGGGCUCACCAGCUCGGUCCUGAAGACCCCCAUUACCUCAGUCCCCCUGGGGCCUCUGGCUUCCAGUCCUACCAAAUCCUCAGAGGGCAAGGACUCUGGGGCAGCUGAAGGAGAGAAGCAAGAAAUGGGCGAUCCGGAUUGCUUCUCCGAGAAAGCAGAGCCAGCCGAGGAGGAGGAGGCGGAGGAGGAAGAAGAGGAAGAAGAGGCGGAGGAGGAAGAGGAAGAGGAGGAAGAGGAAGAGGAGGAGGAGGAAGACGAGGGUUGCAAAGGACUCUUUCCAAGUGAGUUGGACGACGAGCUGGAGGACAGGCCCGCUGAGGAGUCUGGGGCAGCAGCAGGUGGUAGCAGCAAAAAGGACCUUGCUCUCUCAAACCAAAGCAUUUCUAACUCCCCCUUAAUGCCUAAUGUGCUCCAGACCUUGUCGAGGGGCACAGCUUCUACUAGUUCUAAUUCCGCUUCUUCCUUUGUUGUCUUUGAUGGUGCGAACAGGAGGAAUCGUUUAAGCUUUAACAGUGAGGGCGUCAGGGCCAAUGUGGCAGAGGGCAGCAGGAGGCUGGACUUCACUGAUGAAAGUGCCAAUAAAGACAAUGCCACAGCACCAGAACCAAAUGAAAGCACAGAGGGCGAUGAUGGGGGCUUUGUCCCACAUCACCAGCACGCUGGCUCCCUCUGCGAGCUUGGGGUUGGGGAGUGCCCCUCGGGGAGUGGCGUAGAGUGCCCCAAAUGUGACACGGUCCUGGGCUCCUCCCGCUCCCUGGGCGGCCACAUGACCAUGAUGCAUUCUCGUAACUCGUGUAAGACACUCAAGUGCCCCAAGUGCAACUGGCACUAUAAGUACCAGCAGACGCUGGAGGCACACAUGAAGGAGAAGCACCCGGAGCCGGGGGGCUCCUGCGUCUACUGCAAAAGCGGGCAGCCCCACCCCCGGUUGGCACGAGGUGAGAGCUACACUUGUGGUUACAAGCCUUUCCGCUGCGAGGUGUGUAACUACUCCACAACUACCAAAGGCAACCUCAGUAUUCAUAUGCAGUCCGACAAGCAUCUCAACAACAUGCAGAACCUGCAGAAUGGAGGGGGGGAGCAGGUCUUCAGCCACACUGCUGGGGCGGCGGCGGCAGCAGCGGCAGCGGCGGCCGCAGCAGCCAACAUCAGUAGUUCCUGCGGGGCCCCCUCGCCCACCAAACCAAAAACCAAACCCACAUGGCGGUGUGAGGUGUGCGAUUAUGAGACCAACGUAGCUAGGAACCUCCGCAUCCACAUGACCAGUGAGAAGCACAUGCAUAACAUGAUGCUGCUACAGCAGAACAUGACCCAAAUCCAACACAACCGCCACCUGGGUCUCGGCAGCCUGCCCUCACCCGCUGAGGCUGAGCUCUACCAAUACUACCUGGCCCAGAACAUGAACCUGCCCAACCUGAAGAUGGACAGUGCUGCCUCGGAUGCCCAGUUCAUGAUGAGUGGAUUCCAGCUGGAUCCCGCCGGGCCCAUGGCCGCCAUGACACCUGCUCUAGUGGGCGGUGAGAUCCCCCUAGACAUGCGGCUUGGGGGCGGGCAGCUGGUGUCGGAGGAGCUGAUGAACCUGGGCGAGAGCUUCAUCCAGACCAACGACCCGUCCCUGAAGCUCUUCCAGUGCGCUGUCUGCAACAAGUUCACGACGGACAACCUGGACAUGCUGGGGCUGCACAUGAAUGUGGAGCGCAGCCUCGCAGAGGACGAGUGGAAGGCCGUGAUGGGGGACUCGUACCAGUGCAAGCUCUGCCGCUACAACACCCAGCUCAAGGCGAACUUCCAGCUGCACUGCAAGACAGACAAGCAUGUGCAGAAGUACCAGCUGGUGGCCCACAUCAAGGAGGGUGGCAAGGCCAACGAGUGGAGGCUCAAGUGUGUAGCCAUUGGCAACCCCGUGCACCUCAAAUGCAACGCCUGCGACUACUACACCAACAGCCUUGAGAAGCUGCGGCUGCACACGGUCAACUCCAGGCACGAGGCCAGCCUGAAGUUGUACAAGCACCUGCAGCAGCAUGAGAGCGGCGUGGAGGGCGAGAGCUGCUACUACCACUGCGUCCUGUGCAACUACUCCACCAAGGCCAAGCUCAACCUCAUUCAGCAUGUGCGCUCCAUGAAGCACCAGCGCAGCGAGAGCCUGCGCAAGCUGCAGCGGCUGCAGAAAGGCCUUCCAGAAGAGGACGAGGACCUGGGGCAGAUCUUCACCAUCCGCAAGUGUCCCUCGACCGACCCAGAAGAAGCCAUUGAAGAUGUUGAAGGACCCAGUGAAACAGCUGCUGAUUCAGAGGAGCUUGCUAAAGACCAGGAGAGUGGAGGCGAGAAAGACCAGAGCAAGUGGACAGCCUCAUCCAGCCAAGCAGAGAAGGAGCUGACGGAUUCUCCUGCUGCCUCCAAACGCAUCUCCUUCCCAGGUAGCUCGGAGUCUCUGCUCUCUUCGAAGCGACCAAAAACAUCUGAAGAGAUCAAACCGGAGCAGAUGUACCAGUGCCCGUACUGCAAGUACAGCAACGCCGACGUGAACCGGCUGCGGGUGCAUGCCAUGACACAGCACUCCGUGCAGCCCAUGCUCCGCUGCCCCCUGUGCCAGGACAUGCUCAACAACAAGAUCCACCUUCAGCUGCACCUCACCCACCUCCACAGCGUGGCACCGGACUGCGUGGAGAAGCUCAUUAUGACGGUGACCACCCCUGAGAUGGUGAUGCCCAGCAGCAUGUUCCUCCCAGCAGCUGUUCCAGAUCGAGAUGGGAAUUCCAGUUUGGAAGAGGCAGGAAAGCAGCCCGAAACCUCAGAAGAUCUGGGAAAAAACAUCUUGCCAUCUGCGAGCACAGAGCACAGUGGAGAUUUAAAAACCUCUUCUGCUGAUCCAGGCUCUGUGAGAGAAGACUCAGGCUUUCUCUGCUGGAAAAAGGGGUGCAACCAGGUUUUUAAAACUUCUGCUGCCCUUCAGACACAUUUUAAUGAGGUGCAUGCCAAGAGGCCUCAGUUGCCUGUGUCAGAUCGCCAUGUAUACAAGUACCGCUGUAACCAGUGCAGUCUGGCAUUCAAGACAAUUGAAAAGUUGCAGCUCCAUUCUCAGUACCAUGUGAUCAGAGCUGCCACCAUGUGCUGUCUUUGUCAGCGCAGUUUCCGAACUUUCCAGGCUCUGAAAAAACACCUCGAGACAAGCCACCUGGAGUUGAGUGAGGCUGACAUCCAGCAACUUUAUGGUGGCCUUUUGGCCAAUGGGGACCUCCUGGCAAUGGGAGAUCCCACGCUGGCUGAAGACCACACCAUAAUUGUGGAAGAAGACAAGGAGGAAGAAAGUGACUUGGAAGACAAACAAAGCCCAACAGGCAGUGACUCUGGGUCAGUACAAGAAGAUUCAGGCUCAGAGCCAAAGAGAGCUCUGCCUUUCAGAAAAGGCCCCAACUUUACCAUGGAAAAAUUUCUAGACCCUUCUCGCCCUUACAAGUGUACUGUCUGUAAGGAGUCUUUCACUCAAAAGAAUAUCCUACUAGUGCACUACAAUUCUGUCUCCCACCUGCAUAAGUUAAAAAGAGCCCUUCAAGAAUCUGCAACUGGUCAACCAGAACCCACCAGCAGCCCAGACAAUAAACCUUUUAAGUGUAACACUUGUAAUGUGGCUUAUAGCCAGAGUUCUACUCUGGAGAUCCACAUGAGGUCUGUGUUGCAUCAAACCAAAGCCAGGGCAGCCAAGCUGGAGGCUGCAAGUGGCAGCAGCAAUGGGACUGGGAACAGUAGCAGUGUCUCCCUGAGCUCCUCCAUACCAAGUCCUGUGAGCACCAGUGGCAGUAACACCUUUACCACCACCAAUCCAAGUAGUGCUGGCAUUGCACCAAGCUCCAAUUUACUGAGCCAAGUGCCCACUGACAGUGUUGGGAUGCCACCUCUAGGGAAUCCUAUUGGUGCCAACAUCGCCUCUCCUUCAGAGCCCAAGGAGGCCAAUCGGAAGAAGCUGGCGGAUAUGAUUGCAUCCAGGCAGCAGCAGCAGCAGCAACAGCAACAGCAGCAACAACAACAACAGCAGCAGCAGCAGCAGCAGCAGCAGCAGCAGCAGCAGCAAGCACAGACACUGGCCCAGGCUCAGGCUCAAGUUCAGGCUCACUUACAGCAGGAGCUGCAGCAGCAGGCUGCCCUGAUCCAGUCGCAGCUAUUUAACCCUACCCUCCUUCCUCACUUCCCCAUGACCACUGAGACACUGCUGCAACUGCAACAGCAGCAGCAUCUCCUCUUCCCUUUCUAUAUCCCGAGUGCUGAGUUCCAGCUCAACCCUGAGGUGAGCUUGCCAGUUACCAGCGGGGCACUGACGCUGACAGGGACUGGCCCAGGCCUACUGGAAGAUCUGAAGGCUCAGGUUCAGAUCCCACAGCAGAGUCACCAACAGAUCCUACAGCAGCAGCAGCAGCAGCAGCAGCAGCAGCAGCAGCAACAGCAGCAGCAGCAGCAAAGUCAACUCUCUCUGUCCCAGAGCCACUCUGCUCUCCUUCAGCCAAGCCAGCACCCCGAAAAGAAAAAUAAAUCGGUCAUUAAAGAGAAGGAAAAAGAAAGCCAGAGAGAGAGGGAGGGUGUGGAGGGGGGAGAAGGCAGCACGGGUCCGAAGGAAUUGUUGCCAGAUGCCUUGAAGGCCAAAGAGAAAAAAGAGUUGGCACCAGGGGGUAGUUCUGAGCCUUCUAUGCUUCCUCCGCGCAUUGCCUCGGAUGCCAGAGGGAACGCCACCAAGGCCUUGCUGGAGAACUUUGGCUUUGAGCUGGUCAUUCAGUACAAUGAGAACAAGCAGAAGGUGCAGAAGAAGAAUGGGAAGACAGAACAGGGAGAGAACCUGGAAAAGCUUGAGUGCGAUUCCUGCGGCAAGUUAUUUUCUAACAUCUUGAUCUUAAAGAGUCAUCAGGAACAUGUUCAUCAGAAUUAUUUUCCCUUUAAACAGCUCGAGAGGUUUGCCAAACAGUACCGAGAGCACUAUGACAAACUGUACCCUUUGAGGCCCCAGACCCCGGAGCCACCACCCCCUCCACCACCCCCUCCGCCACCCCCGCUUCCUGCAGCACCCCCUCAGCCAGCUUCUGCGCCAGCCAUCCCUGCAUCAGCCCCGCCUAUCACUUCACCAACAAUUGCGCCAGCCCAGCCAUCUGUGCCGCUCACCCAGCUCUCUAUGCCAAUGGAACUGCCCAUCUUCUCACCAUUGAUGAUGCAGACAAUGCCGCUGCAGACCUUGCCAGCCCAGCUGCCCCCUCAGCUUGGCCCUGUGGAGCCUCUGCCUGCAGACCUGGCCCAGCUGUAUCAGCAUCAGCUCAAUCCAACCCUGCUCCAGCAGCAGAACAAGAGGCCUCGCACCAGAAUCACGGAUGACCAGCUCCGAGUGCUCCGGCAAUAUUUUGACAUUAACAAUUCCCCCAGUGAAGAACAGAUCAAAGAGAUGGCCGACAAGUCUGGGUUGCCCCAGAAAGUGAUCAAGCACUGGUUCAGGAACACUCUCUUCAAAGAGCGGCAGCGUAACAAGGACUCCCCUUACAACUUCAGCAAUCCUCCCAUCACCAGCCUGGAAGAGCUCAAGAUUGACUCUCGACCCCCUUCCCCAGAACCUCAGAAGCAGGAGUACUGGGGAAGCAAGAGAUCAUCAAGAACAAGGUUUACUGACUACCAACUCCGAGUCCUCCAGGACUUCUUUGAUGCCAAUGCUUACCCAAAGGAUGAUGAAUUUGAGCAGCUCUCUAAUUUACUGAACCUUCCAACCCGGGUCAUUGUGGUGUGGUUCCAGAAUGCCCGACAGAAGGCCAGGAAAAAUUACGAGAAUCAGGGAGAGGGCAAAGAUGGAGAGCGGCGUGAGCUUACAAAUGAUAGAUAUAUUCGAACAAGCAACUUGAACUACCAGUGCAAAAAAUGUAGCCUGGUGUUUCAGCGCAUCUUUGAUCUCAUCAAGCACCAGAAGAAGCUGUGUUACAAGGAUGAGGAUGAGGAGGGGCAGGAUGACAGCCAAAAUGAGGAUUCCAUGGAUGCCAUGGAAAUCCUCACACCGACCAGUUCCUCCUGCAGCACACCAAUGCCCUCCCAGGCUUACAGUGCCCCAGUGCCAUCAGCCAAUCCAGCUCCCUCUGCUUUCCUGCAGCUUACAGCAGAGGCUGACGAGCUGGGCACCUUUAAUUCAAAAACAGAAGCAAGUGAUGAGAAACCAAAGCAAGCUGAACCUCCCAGUGCACAGCCAAACCAAACCCAAGAAAAGCAAGGACAACCAAAGCCAGAGCUUCAGCAGCAAGACCAACCUGAGCAGAAGACAACUGUGCCCCAGCAAAAGCUCCCACAGCUGGCCGCCCCUCCUUCCUUGCCACAGCCUCCUCCACAGGCGCCUCCUCCUCAGUGCCCCUUGCCUCAGUCGAGCCCCAGUCCCUCUCAGCUCUCCCAUCUGCCCCUCAAACCUCUCCACACAUCAACGCCUCAACAGCUGGCCAACCUACCUCCUCAGCUCAUACCCUACCAGUGUGACCAGUGUAAGUUGGCAUUUCCAUCGUUUGAGCACUGGCAAGAGCAUCAGCAACUUCACUUCUUGAGUGCACAGAACCAGUUCAUCCACCCCCAGUUCCUGGACAGGUCACUGGACAUGCCUUUCAUGCUGUUCGACCCCAGUAACCCACUCCUGGCCAGCCAGCUGCUCUCCGGAGCCAUACCUCAGAUUCCAGCAAGUUCUGCCACUUCUCCCUCCACGCCAACCUCCACGAUGAACACUCUGAAGAGGAAGCUGGAGGAGAAGGCCAGUGCAAGCCCUGGUGAAAACGACAGUGGGACAGGAGGGGAAGAGCCUCAGAGAGACAAGCGUUUGAGGACAACUAUUACACCCGAACAGCUGGAAAUUCUCUACCAAAAGUAUCUACUGGACUCCAAUCCAACUCGAAAGAUGUUGGAUCAUAUUGCGCAUGAGGUGGGUUUGAAGAAACGUGUGGUGCAAGUCUGGUUUCAGAACACUCGAGCUCGGGAACGGAAAGGACAGUUCCGGGCUGUGGGCCCAGCGCAGGCCCACAGGAGAUGCCCUUUUUGCAGAGCGCUCUUCAAAGCCAAGACUGCCCUUGAGGCUCAUAUCCGGUCCCGUCACUGGCAUGAAGCCAAGAGAGCUGGCUAUAACCUAACUCUGUCUGCGAUGCUCUUAGACUGCGAUGGGGGCCUCCAGAUGAAAGGAGAUAUUUUCGAUGGAACUAGCUUUUCCCACCUACCCCCAAGCGGUAGUGAUGGUCAGGGUGUCCCCUUGUCGCCUGUGAGUAAAACCAUGGAGUUGUCUCCCAGAACUCUUCUCAGCCCUUCCUCCAUCAAAGUGGAAGGGAUUGAAGACUUCGAAAGCCCCUCUAUGUCCUCGGUUAACCUAAACUUUGACCAAACUAAGCUGGACAACGAUGAUUGUUCCUCUGUCAACACGGCAAUCACCGACACCACAACAGGAGACGAGGGCAAUGCAGAUAAUGACAGUGCGACGGGAAUAGCAACUGAAACCAAAUCUUCUGCACCCAAUGAAGGGUUGACCAAAGCGGCCAUGAUGGCAAUGUCUGAGUAUGAAGAUCGGUUGUCCUCUGGUCUGGUCAGCCCAGCCCCGAGCUUUUAUAGCAAGGAAUAUGACAACGAAGGUACAGUGGACUACAGUGAAACCUCAAGUCUUGCAGACCCCUGCUCCCCAAGUCCUGGUGCGAGUGGGUCCGCAGGCAAAUCUGGUGACAGCGGGGAUCGGCCUGGGCAGAAACGUUUUCGCACUCAGAUGACCAAUCUGCAGCUGAAGGUCCUCAAGUCAUGCUUCAAUGACUAUAGGACACCCACUAUGCUAGAGUGUGAGGUCCUGGGCAAUGACAUUGGACUGCCAAAGAGAGUUGUUCAGGUCUGGUUCCAGAAUGCCCGGGCAAAAGAGAAGAAGUCCAAGUUAAGCAUGGCCAAGCAUUUUGGUAUAAACCAAACGAGUUAUGAGGGACCCAAAACAGAGUGCACUUUGUGUGGCAUCAAGUACAGCGCUCGGCUGUCUGUACGUGACCAUAUCUUUUCCCAACAGCAUAUCUCCAAAGUUAAAGACACCAUUGGAAGCCAGUUGGACAAGGAGAAAGAAUACUUUGACCCAGCCACUGUACGUCAGUUGAUGGCUCAACAAGAGCUGGACCGGAUUAAAAAGGCCAAUGAGGUCCUUGGACUGGCAGCUCAGCAGCAAGGGAUGUUUGACAACGCCCCUCUUCAGGCUCUGAACCUUCCUACGGCAUAUCCAGCGCUCCAGGGCAUUCCUCCUGUGUUGCUCCCGGGCCUCAACAGCCCAUCCUUGCCAGGCUUUACUCCAUCCAACACAGCUUUAACGUCUCCUAAACCGAACUUGAUGGGUCUGCCCAGCACAACAGUUCCUUCCCCUGGCCUCCCCACAUCUGGAUUACCAAAUAAGCCGUCCUCAGCGUCACUGAGCUCCCCCACCCCAGCACAAGCCACAAUGGCGUUGGCCCCUCAGCAGCACCCCCAACCCCAGCAGCAGCAGCAGCAGCCACAGGUGCAGCAGCCUCCCCCGCCGCCAGCAGCCCAGCCGCCACCCACACCGCAGCUCCCACCUCAGCAGCAACGCAAAGACAGUGAGAAAGUAAAGGAGAAGGAAAAGGCACACAAAGGAAAAGGUGAACCCCUGCCUGUCCCCAAGAAGGAGAAAGGAGAAGCCCCCACAGCGGCUGCAGCCACCAUCUCAGCCCCACUGCCCUCCAUGGAGUAUGCAGUGGACCCUGCCCAGCUGCAGGCCCUGCAGGCAGCCUUGACUUCAGACCCCACAGCGUUGCUCACGAGCCAGUUCCUUCCUUACUUUGUACCAGGCUUUUCUCCUUAUUACGCCCCCCAGAUCCCUGGCGCCCUGCAGAGCGGGUACCUGCAGCCUAUGUAUGGCAUGGAAGGCCUAUUCCCCUACAGCCCUGCACUGUCGCAGGCCCUGAUGGGGCUGUCCCCAGGCUCCCUACUGCAGCAGUACCAGCAAUACCAGCAGAGUCUGCAGGAGGCGAUCCAGCAGCAGCAGCAGCGGCAACUACAGCAGCAGCAACAGCAGCAGCAGCAGCAGCGGCAACUACAGCAGCAGCAACAGCAGCAGCAGCAGCAGCAGCAGCAGCAACAGCAAAAAGUGCAGCAGCAGCAGCAGCAGCCCAAAGCAAGCCAAACCCCAGUCCCCCAGGGGGCUGCUUCCCCAGACAAAGACCCUGCCAAAGAAUCCCCCAAACCAGAAGAGCAGAAAAACGCCCCCCGUGAGGUGUCUCCCCUCCUGCCGAAACCCCCCGAAGAGCCAGAAGCAGAAAGCAAAAGUGCGGACUCCCUCUACGACCCCUUCAUUGUUCCAAAGGUGCAGUACAAGUUGGUCUGCCGCAAGUGCCAGGCGGGCUUCGGCGACGAGGAGGCGGCGAGGAGCCACCUGAAGUCCCUCUGCUUCUUCGGCCAGUCUGUGGCGAACCUGCAAGAGAUGGUGCUUCACGUCCCCACUGGCAGCGGUGGUGGUGGCGGCGGCGGCGGCUCGUACCACUGCCUGGCGUGCGAGAGCGCGCUCUGUGGGGAGGAAGCUCUGAGUCAACAUCUCGAGUCGGCCUUGCACAAACACAGAACAAUCACGAGAGCAGCAAGAAACGCCAAAGAGCACCCUAGUUUAUUACCUCACUCUGCCUGCUUCCCCGAUCCUAGCACCGCAUCUACCUCGCACUCUGCCGCUCGCUCAAACGACAGUCCCCCUCCCCCGUCGGCCGCCGCCCCCUCCUCGUCCGCUUCCCCCCACGCCUCCAGGAAGUCUUGGCCGCAAGUGGUCUCCCGGGCUUCGGCAGCGAAGCCCCCUUCUUUUCCUCCUCUCUCCUCAUCUUCAACGGUUACCUCAAGUUCAUGCAGCACCUCAGGGGUUCAGCCCUCGAUGCCAACAGACGACUAUUCGGAGGAGUCUGACACGGAUCUCAGCCAAAAGUCCGACGGACCGGCGAGCCCGGUAGAGGGUCCCAAAGACCCCAGCUGCCCCAAGGACAGUGGUCUGACCAGUGUAGGAACGGACACCUUCAGAUUGUAAGCUUUGAAGAUGAACAAUACAAAUGAAUUUAAAUAAAAAAAAUUAAUAACAAACCAAUUUCAAAAAUAGACUAACUGCAAUUCCAAAGCUUCUAACCAAAAAAUCAAAAAACAAACAAAAAACAAAAAAGAAAAAAAAAAAAAGAAAAAAAAAAGAAAAAGCGUGGGUUGUUUUCCCAUAUACCUAUCUAUGCCGGUGAUUUUACAUUGUCUUUUUUUUUUUUUUUCUUUUAAUAUUUAAAGAAAACAAAAACCCUAACCGUGUUACAUUGCGUCCUUUUGAAGGUACUAUUGGUCUGGGAAACACAAGUCCGCAGGGCCUCCCUAAUGUCUUCGGAGCUUAAACCCCUUGUAUAUUUGCCCCUUUUCAAUAAAUGUCCCACCUUGAUAGCACAGAGGAGCCCGGCAUGCACUGUAUGGGAAAGCAGUCCACCUUGUUACAGUUUUAAAUUUCUUGCUAUCUUAGCAUUCAGAUACCAAUGGCUUGCUAAAAGAAAAAAAGAAAUGUAAUGUCUUUUUAUUCUCAGGUCAAUCGCUCACACUUUGUUCUGUUUUCAGAAUCAUUGUUUUAUAUAUAUUAUUUUUUCAGGUUUUUUUUUUUUUUUGUUCCAGAAAAGAUUUUUUUUUGUUGUUUUAAUUUAAAAAUGGGCAGAAAGUAUUCGAGAAAAACAAUGUGAACUGCUUUAGCUUUCUGGGGAUUUUUAAGGAUAGCUUUUCUGCUGAAGCCAAUUUCAAGGGGAAAAGUUAAAACACUCCCACUUUCAGAAAAAAAAAAAAAACCCACAUACACAAAGAGUGUUGAGGACUUGUAGCUUAAAAAAUAAGUUUUAAAAACUGACUUUCUGUAUUUAUGAUAGAUAUGACCAUUUUUGGUGUUGAGUAGAUUGUUGCAUUGGAAAUGAACUGAAGCAGUAUGGUAGAUUUAAAAGGAAAAAAAAAAAAACUUUUUGUGUACAUUUAGCUUUUUGUAUGGUCCAGCUGACAGCUCCUCAUUUGAUGUUGUCUUGUUCAUUCCUAGCAGAUAGAUUGCAAUCUGUUGAUUUGCCUAAGCUUUUCUCCCCUUUGUCCCUUCAUUCCACUUUCUCUUUCCUCUUCCCAACUCCCAUCCUAUAAUCUCCCACUUAAGGUAGCUGCCUUCAUUUCUUAGAGGGUGGCUGCAGAAUUAUUUUAUAAAGCUAUAGAAAAUUUCAAAGGAUUCUAGGGGUCAUUAGGAUCCUCACAGAUUAUUUUUGGUUGGGGAGUUGAAACUUUUUAAAGGCAUAUAAUUCUAGUUACGUAUGUCUGGUAGCCUUGUGCAUUUAUUUUUUAUUUAUCCUUCCUUUGGCUUUUCUUUGCACCUCUUUUCCUUCUUAUUCGAUAGAUGCUUCAAAUAUUCUUUUCCUGACCUCAAGCAUUUGUUUCAGUUUGUGUAAACUGGGCUGUGUGCUUUUCUUUCUAAAGUUUUUGGUUAGGGGUUUGGUUUUUUGUUUGUUUGUUUUUAUGUUUUUUCUUUCCUCUCUCAGAAAAAGAAAUUUCAUGCUUUAAAUAAAAUCCAAAGACACACCCUUUCACUGCUGAUGCAGAAAAAAGGGAAAGGGUUCUUGUUACUUGAGAAUUUGUUUCUGAUUUAAACAAACAAGACUUAGUUUAGUAAAAGAAAGAAUAAAACAGAAAGAUUCCCAGGUUGUUAUGUGCUUCUUCUGCAAGCAGAGAGGCAACUGUUAAUGACAAUUCCAGAUACCAAAAGACACAUUUUUAACUUCAAAGUUUUGUCCUGUGUUAGGCAGUUUGAGCAGCGAGUGAUCCGGAGCGCAGCCAACAAAGCAGAUAGCAAUGAACAGAAAGCAAAAAAGGAAACCGUAUGUGAGGCACUUGUAUUUAUGUUAAUAUCCAUAUUCCUGUAACACGUGACACAGCAACACAUCCUUUUUUAUCUUUAAAAAAAAAAAACAGUCUGAACUUUGAAUGGAAAACUUUGUGCUGCUAAAAUGUAGGUUUUGGAGACAAAUACUUUGCUGUUUCACUUUCAUAAAUAAACAUCACCAGACACAAUCUCCCGUAUCCCCAAAGUGUGAAAUCUUUCUCCCCUUCAUUCUCUUCCUUAUGUUUCAAAAGGGAACUUUGAAGACUGUGAGUACCGGUUCCAUUGGUCACCUUUCGGCUUCUUUCCCCAGUGCUGAAGCCACUCAUCGACUUUGCAAAAGACUGGAGCAUUCCAAGAUCUGAAAAUGGAGUUUUUUCUUUUUUUCUCUUUUUCUUUUUUUUUUAGCCAGGACUAUUUUUAUGAAUUUGUUUUUAGUUAAAGAGUAGAUCCUGAACUGUUGUACAUAUUUCUAACUAGGCUGAUGCACAGUGCAAAUUCCUUUUUAAUUUUUUUUAAGUAGAAAUACUAAAGAAUACCAUCUUAACUAUUCAUAUCAGUAUCCAGUUGUAGCAUAAGGUGUCAAAAACAAGUACACAAAACAUUUACUGUUUUAACAAGCUAUUUCCUUUUAAGAAGAAUUCUUGUAUUUCUCCCUGUGUUUGAGAUGAACAUUUUUAAAUUUUAAAGUUGUACAGUUUUUUGUUUUCCAUUAUUUUAUCUUGUUUGUAACUCUAUGAAAUAUAUAUAUAUUUUUUGCCAUUUAACUGUUGUAUGUUACUCUGUGUUUGUAUCAUAGAAAAAAAGUUGUUUUUGUUUUCGGUUCUCUAUGUGAUACCAGUUAACAAUUUAACACUAGCUUUACCUGUCCAAUUCUGCUAGGUCUUCUCUGAAAACUGUUUUUAAAAAUGAUAUUGCUUGGUAAUAGUGCAAUUUCUAUCCCUUUCCCUCCCCCUCAACUUCAAGUUCCUUUGUAAUUUUGCUGCCCCUCCCCUAAAUUUUUUUUUUUUUUUUGAGCUACUAUGGCAUCCUCCCUCUGUGAGGCAGAGUGACUGUCAGUGCUUUGUGCUGCCAUGCCUUGACUUGUGGGUGUGUGUGGCAACAAUAAGGUGGGGGGUAGAUUGGCUAAGCGUGCUUUCCACCCACCAGUAUUCCUCAGAGGGGUUAUGUGAUUGUUUCAACCUGGAGUGGGUUGCACACUUAAUACUUUCCUCUACAACUGCACCGCCCACAUGCAUGUUCAUUCAAAAAAGAAAAAGCGGUUCUCAGCACUAACCCAGAAGUAGCAAAGUAGUCAGUGAUGGUGAAAACUAGAAGUCAGACAUGAUCCAGUCACAUGUUUUUGGACUGACAUCCACAGUGGCUAUGCCUGUAUCAUUUACAAAGCAUGAAUUCACUACAACACUCAACUGUUUAGAUUGACCUCAUUUGGUGAAUUUACUCCUGUCUGCUGUAUAGUAGGUAGCCAAGUAGGAUAUCUCAAGUUACUUUUUAAAUUAGUUCUUAACCUCUAUUGGCACUUCAUUUUUUUGGUGAUUGUUUUUGUUUUGUUUUCAUUUUGUUUUUCUCAAAUAACCCUAGUGUGGGUUGGUGCUAGACACUAAUUCAGUCAUAGCACCAGACUGACCCACAGAAUUGGGGUAUAACUUCAUCUGUCCUUGCAAAAAAAAAAAAAAAAAAAAGUAAAACACAUAUACACACAGAGAAAAAGUUUAAUACAUCUAGGAAGUUUUUUUUAAAUUAAAAGCUAUUUAAAGAGAUGAAUGUGGCCAAAGUUUUACACAAUUGAAAAUAAAGUAAAACAGACGGCAUGUGUUUAAACCUGAGUUUAUCAGGCAUGGCAGGAAGUUGCAGGAGAGUGAGGCAAUGACCCAAGCCAGUGCACUUGAUGUUCAUGGACAUAUAUUUUUUUUAAAUAAUAAAUUAAAUUAAAACAUUUUAAAUAGAAGCAUAAAUUGAGUUGGUUGUUUGUUGGCGCUGAGAUACUGCCCACUGUGAAACAAAGCUUUGACUAGUUUUUUGUUUGUUUACUUUCUUCAGGGGGGAGGGGAGGGACAAGUUUGGGUAGGAAAGAAAGCAUAAAUGAACGUGACCCUGAGGUGAAGAGGUAUAUGAACAGCCUUUGCAAUGUAUAAAAAACAAAAAAACACAAAAAACAAAAAAAAACAAAAAAAAAUAGAGCAAGUGAAACCAAAAAUGAUGUUCUUGGUGUUUUUCUAUAAUGUAGUCUUGUUAGCUUUUUUGUUACUGUAACAAUGCUGAUCUCGAACUGUACCAAAAUACAUGGAGACUAACAAACAGAACCACAUGGAACUUUCAAACUGAAAAAAGAAAUUUGUCACAAAAACUUUGUUGUCAUAGUUAAGUUGAUUGUAGAUGGUAAUUGAAUAUACUCCUUUGAAAUAUUUCAUCAAGUAUGUUUCCUGCUCAUUGUGAUACAUUAAAAAAAUAUGAGCAAAA
Molecule: messenger RNA, 15862 nt
Organism: Chinchilla lanigera (long-tailed chinchilla)
Lineage: Eukaryota; Metazoa; Chordata; Mammalia; Rodentia; Chinchillidae
Gene: Zfhx3
Product: zinc finger homeobox 3
Exons: 12
Coding region: 329-11563 (3744 amino acids)
Biological process (GO): regulation of neuron differentiation; regulation of transcription by RNA polymerase II; brain development
Cellular component (GO): nucleus
Molecular function (GO): DNA-binding transcription factor activity, RNA polymerase II-specific; zinc ion binding; RNA polymerase II cis-regulatory region sequence-specific DNA binding
Source: RefSeq, a predicted model, not a curated record